GGAUGACGCGUGUAUUUUCAAUACUUUCUCGUCAUUACCAGCGACAAAGUUAAAACGUCAAACAGCUGAGCGAGGUGACUGAUUGCUUGUCGUUUUGUGGCUUGCUCUUGUGUUCGUCUUUCUUGUUCAGUGAUUCAGGCAAAAUUUUGAAAAACAGUGUAUUCACCAGGUAUUCUUCAGGGUACAUACAAGCAUACUGAAUAUGAGUGAACUAAGUCAGGAGGAGAUAAGAAGACGGCGCUUAGCGCGUCUGGCCGCCCUGAGCGGAGCAGGGUCGGGGCCGUCUCCUGCGAGCCCCCCGGCCACCCCGGGCGCGUCGAUGCCGUCGCUCGACGUCGCGCCUCCCCUGUCCCGGCUGUCGCCCGCCUCCACCCCGCGAAGCUCCACGGAGCCCAGCACCCCCGACCUCAACAACGCAAACAAAGAACCCAACUAUAACAAUGAAGUCAGUAAAAGUGACGUAACAGAUCAGACGAAUAUACCAGCCGACGGUUUAAUUGUAACAGAGAAAACAGACAAUAAUUUAUUAGACGAAAUGCCCGAUACAAAGAUGACUGACCUGUCUCAGACGAGACAGUACAACAGUUUUGAUUCCAUGGGUGAGGACGCUUUGCUGAGUUGUGGCUCGGUGAGAGUGAGCAGCUUGCCCCAGUCAACGGUUGGUGGCUCAGAAGGGACGUCGACGAGAGAAGACAGCACGUCUAGGUCAAUAUCACCAGCGCAGUUUGCGGAGCCAUCUCCGGUCAGGCCGAGACCUAAUGUUUCUCCCAGUUGUUCUCGGCGGUCCCUCUCUAUGGAAGUGGAUGAUAGCUCAGAAAGAAAUUCUCAGUCAGACCAACAACAUGAGCCCAUGGAGGUUGAAGACGACUCAACAGCUUCACCAGCGCGUAAAAUUUAUCGGUCGCGAACUGUCAGCUGCACAGAACUGACAGAAGACCAAUUGCGGCAUAUUGUCGCCAAAAUUCUCCAGGUGUCCUGGUCAGAAGAUAGUGCUGGUGGAAUAUUUGUGCCAUCGGUUGCAGCAGCCUUACUUGACAAUCCUAAGUUAAGAUUAGACGAAUUAGCAUCAGAAGCAAUAAUGGACGUGAUUACUCAAAUAGCAGACGGAUCGGAUCCUCUGAAUCAGAAGCUUAUAGCAGUUUCUGAAACAUCGAAAAGACUGAGCGAAGAUUGCGGAGACGACACUCUGACGAGCGGCCCGCUUGGCUCCGAGACGGACGCCGACAAGGCGGAUUGUCCCACCCCGUCACUGCCUAUCCCCAAAACCAUCCCAACACAGGGACUUGCUGUUAGUUAUUUACUGAGAUUUUACAACAAUAUCAACCUAUACGAAAGGGAACAUCCAAAGAAGAGCUCGGAACCACCUCUUAGUGAUCUACUGCAAAAUUUAAGGACUUUAUUGGUGAAUCAUUUGGUGCUAGUGCUACAGGGUCGAUUCGAACUGGAAAAGUGCCGCAAAUCGCCCCUGCUUCCGUAUAUCCUCAUCGGGAACACGCCCAUAGGUCUGAUACCAGAAGUAUUAAUCGCCACAUACACGGAAAAGGAGGUCUUUGAGGAGGUAUUUGUGCCUCUCCUGAUGGGCAUUCGGGAAGAGAUGCGCCGCUGCGUGUCGCCGGGCGUGGGCCGCGGGCACGGCGCGGCGCUUCGGGCGCUGCGGUCGUUAUGCGACAUGCGUGCGGGCCCGCGGCACGCGCUGCGGCCCGUGUGCGCGCUCAUCGCUCGCCUGCCCAGCCUGUGUCCCGACGCCGUCACCACCGCGCCUGGCAGGGAGAUCGCGAGGGUCAGCUUCCUUGGGCCGUUCUUUGCGAUUUCCCUCUUCGCCGAGGAGAACCCGCGUCUAGCCGAACGCCUAUUCGCGAGCGGUUCCAGCGACCGCAGCCUGGCGUUCGCACUGCAACGGGAGGUGGAAGCCAGUCGCAACACGCUGCAUAACAUCUGCCACAAUAUCCUGCUGUGUCCUGAAGCUAGAGAGCCUUUCCUGAACUUCUUCGCCGCGAUACUGCAGAGGAACGAGCGACGAGCACAGUUGCAGACCGACGAGAGAUCGCUGGCUGGCGACGGCUUCAUGCUGAACGUGUGUUCGGUGCUGCAGCUGCUGUCGGUGCGCAUCAAACUGGAGCGCGUGUACCCGCUGUACACCUUCCAGCCCGGCGCCUGGGCCAACGUGCGCGACGACACGCGCCUCUACUACACCGCGCAGGAGGCGCAGGACUGGCUGGACGAGCUCAACAAAGACCCCAACCACAAGUGGCCGGAGGCGAAGUUCACGACGGUGUGCUGGUUCCUGACGCUGCACAUGCACCACGUGGCGCUCAUCCCCGCCCUGCAUACGCAUCAGCGCCGUAUACGUGCAUUCCGGGACCUACAGAAAGUGAUCGAAGAGCUGAUGGCGGCCGAGCCUCAAUGGCGCAACAGCUUCUCCGCGCUGCGCAACCGCGAGCUGCUCAGUAGAUGGCGGCGUCAAAUCAAACGCCUGCACAGGUCGAAGCAGUGCGCGGAGACAGCGCUGUUGGACGGCGACGUGAUGCGGCGCAGCAUGCAGUUCUACGCGAGCGCGUGCGCACUUCUGACCGCGCAGUUGGAGGCGGCGCGCGUCGGCACGGGCCCGCGCGCCGGCGCCUUCCGCGCCACGCCCGAGUGGUACGUCGAGGACAUCGCCGAGUUCAUGCUGUUCGCCGUCCAAUAUGAGAUGCAGAUCCAUUCGCGGUUUUGCGUGGGACUCACGUACUACAUGGAGGCGAUAUCCGGCCAGCAGUGGUACACCCAAGAUCUCUUCGAAUUCAUGCUCUUUUGCGCCGAAUACGUCCCACGGAUAGUAGCAGACUACAUUGAGGACCCGAUCAUAACGUGGCUGCUCAGCGCCAUCUGCAACUCUCACUUGAUCAAAAACCCGUAUCUGGUAGCGAAGAUAGUUGAGGUGUUGUUCGUGAUCAACCUGUCGCUGCCGUUGAAGCUGAAGAACGUCUAUGAGAAGUUCAUGGACCACCCCAUGUCGCAGACGGCGCUGCCGAGCGCGCUCAUGAAGUUCUACACAGACAUCGAGACCACCGGCCAGAGCACGGAGUUUUACGACAAGUUCACGAUCCGAUUCCACAUCAGCAUCAUCCUGAAGGGCAUGUGGGAGCGGCCUAUUCAUAAACAGGCUAUCGUGAAGGAGUCGCGCUCGGGCCGCCAGUUCGUGAAGUUUAUCAACAUGCUCAUGAAUGACACCACAUUCCUAUUAGAUGAAUGCCUUACGUACCUGAAACGCAUCCACGAGGCGCAGGAAGGCACCGCGGCGGGCGCGAGCGGCGCCACGGCCGAGGCGCGCGCGCGGGCGCUGGCGCAGGACGAGCGCCAGUGCCGCUCCUACCUCACGCUCGCCAGGGAGACGGUGGACAUGCUGGAGUACCUGACGGUGGAGAUCAAGGAGCCGUUCCUGCGCGCCGAGCUGGUGGACCGGCUCGCCUCCAUGCUCAACUUCAACCUGCAGCAGCUCUGCGGGCCCAAGUGCAAGAACCUCAAGGUCCGCCGGCCAGAGAAAUACGGGUGGGAACCGAGGCGGCUGCUCAGCCAGCUGGUCGACAUCUACCUGCACCUCGACACGCCGCAGUUCCACGCUGCGCUCGCCGCGGAUGAGAGAUCCUUCCGCAAAGAAUUAUUUGAAGAGGCCGCUAUGAGGUUGUCCAAAUCCUGUAUCAAGACAACCACCGAGAUCGAGCGCUUCAAGGCGCUCGCUGACAAUGCAUAUCAAAUCGCAGUAUCUAACCAGCAGAAGAGCGACGAAUACGCCGACGCCCCUGAGGAGUUCAGGGAUCCGUUGAUGGACACACUAAUGACUGAUCCUGUAUUAUUGCCAUCUGGAAAGGUCAUGGACCGGUCGGUGAUCCUGCGGCACCUACUCAACAGCGCCACGGACCCUUUCAACCGGCAGCCGCUCUCGGAAGACCAACUGCGUCCAGCGACCGAACUGAAAGAGAGGAUCAGUCAAUGGCAACGUGAAAAGAGGGGAUCGACAUCAUAAACACUAAGCCAACGAUUAAGUCUGAUGUAUAUAGUCUAGAACAUAUAUAAAGACUAAAAUCUGGAUAUAUCCAGCAUUUUAAAUGGACUAUUGUCCACGCGCAUGAAUGUGAGAUUAUUCUAAGUAUGUUGUAGUGUGCAGUUGAAAACGAAGGUUACGAGGCGAUCCGUAACAAAGCAUGACUCGAAGAUACUAAUCGUUUGUUCCCCGCGUGUUGGUUCACAUAGCUGCACAGUGCCGCCGAUCCGCCUUACUUUAAAAACUCUUUAAAUUAUUAAUGUUAUUAUGCAUAACACUCAAUUUUUCUGUGAUGUUAUAAUUUUAGCGUUCAUUUGGCAGCAUUUUAAUCCACACUUGAAAUCAAAAUUAUCACAUUUCAAU
Ostrinia furnacalis (Asian corn borer) is the source of this 4384-nucleotide messenger RNA. RefSeq names its product Ubiquitination factor E4B (gene Ube4B). Lineage: Eukaryota; Metazoa; Arthropoda; Insecta; Lepidoptera; Crambidae. Gene Ontology annotation, molecular function: ubiquitin-ubiquitin ligase activity. Gene Ontology annotation, cellular component: cytoplasm; nucleus; ubiquitin ligase complex. Bases 203 to 4003 code for a protein of 1266 amino acids. The record is from RefSeq and is a predicted model, not a curated record. Gene Ontology annotation, biological process: ubiquitin-dependent protein catabolic process; protein polyubiquitination; ERAD pathway. The transcript has 20 exons.